AUGCUAAUUCUUCAACUCCUCCCAAAUACCCUCGCCUCCCCGCUACACAUCCCACAGACUAUACGAUGCCCGGACGAAAGCAUCUACGCCUUCCACAACGAGACCGAGGCCGAUCGGUCGAGAUAUAUCUUUAUCGAGUACCACGCGCCCAGCUUACACUUCGCCUACUUCAACCCGGAGACCAAGGCCUGUCAGUUCACCUCAAAUACGAAGGAUCUCGUGGACAAUUCGGGCUCCACUGCUUCUCCAGAAUCCACCACCACAUCAGCCACCGAAGACUUCACGAUGCCCUCCUCGACUCUACCCACGAAUUCUGAGGGCCAGGCCGCCGAGGCAGAAUCAGGAGUGACAGAGGCUAGCGGAGAGGAGGAGACGACCACACUGACGCCUGAAGCCACGACGGUGGCUGUUGCGCAGGAGAAGGAGUCCGUCACGGUGAUCGCUGGAAUUGGAGAGGAGGCGACAACUGUCGUUAGUACCGAAAAGGAAUCGGUUACGGUGGUUGCGGAGAACCCGACAACUUCUGGAAGUGAGGUCGAGGCUAGUGGAGAGGAGCCAACUACAGCUGAAGCAGUCUCAACUACUGUAGCCACGACGCUCCAAACAACACCCGAAGGUACGGUAGCUCCGGAAGCAGGCGCGACAGUACCUUCUGAAGCAGCGUCAGCGACGACUGUGGCAGCAGCGACGUCUGCAGCUCCAGAACACACGACGGUAGUCUCUGAAGUGAAGGAAUCGGCUACUAUCAUCUCUGUUGUGCCAAUCGCUACUGGAUCAGAAUCGAGUACCCAGACACAAGAAGAAGGUACCACCGUCGUUAGUACUGAAAAGGAAUCGGUUACGGUAGUCGCAGAAAACCCGACGACAUCUGGAAACGACGUCGAGGCUAGUGGAGAAGAGCCAACAAAAUCUGAAGAAGUCACGACUACGGUAGCUACUCCAAGCUCUACCGAAAACAAAGAAGUUGCUGGUGCUACCAUCGUUCCAAUCGUAUCCGAAUCGGCGAGCCAAACAGUUAUAGCUUCAGAAGCUACAUCUGAAGUCCCAACGACACCAGUGUCUGAAACGGCUUCGGAAGCCACUACAAUACUUCCUAACGAAGACGCCACCGCUACUGUGGAGCCCGGAACGACCAAGGAGAUCCUUGGAAACCUUUCGCCCGAUUUGGCCGGUCCCAGCACGACCCCCUCAACGGUUGCCCUAGAAGAGGAUGGCAGUGGUGAAGAGGUGCUGAGCUCUGAUGUUGUCACGACGACGACUAUAGCUAGUGCUACUGGAGAAGCGGUAUCUCAAGAGGCCACGACGGCUAUCGUUGGUGUUUUGACGCCAGAUCUGGAGGGUACGACGACGUCGGCUUCUGCUGCGCCUGAAGAGCCGACCACUGUAGCUGCAACUGGGCCGAAGUUUUCCGAAGCAAGCUCCACUUCCUCGUCCGAAGCCGCUGUAACGACAACUGUGGAAUCGGCGACUUCAGCCGCUCCAGAAGGCAGUACGACGGUCGUUUCGGAAGUCAAGGAAUCGGCUACUGUAAUUUCUGUCGUGCCAAUUGCUACUGAACCUGGGGCAACAACUGGAGCCCCAGAAGAGGGGACAACUGUGGUCAGUACUGAAAAGGAAUCGGUGACGGUGGUUGCGGAGAACCCGACGUCUUCUGGAAGUGAGGUCGAAGCUUCUGGAGAGGAGCCAGCGAUAGCUGAAGAAGUCUCGACUACGGUACCUACCCCCAGCUCUACCGAACUCCCCGAAGUUGCCGGUGCUACCAUCGUUCCAAUCGUAUCAGAAUCGUCGACUGCGACGUCAACAGCUUCUGAAGCCACGUCAGAAGCCACUUCUGAAGUCCCAACGUCUGCUCCUGAAACCACUUCUGAAUCCACCACCCAGCCCACCGUCGUCAGAAUCGAGUCCAACGUCACCAAAGUCGAGAUCGUGACCGGAGCCCCAGAAGUUGAAGGAAGUGGCGUGACCCCGAAAGUGCCAGAAUCCGAGAAAUCUCAUCUGGACCGAAUUUCCGAGCUCGUCACGCAGGCGACGAACCUGGUCAACGGCCUUUUCUCCACUACACCGACCCCAGUAGAAGAUGAGGAGCUACUAUCACGCAAUGAAACCUCUGGAAGUACACUUGAAGGCACGACGAUCACUCCUGAAGGCUCUGGAGCUGAAGCUUCCGAAGCUGCUGAAGCCACGACGGUCGUUGUCCUGGCUUCUUCUGAGAAGACCGUGGUGCUUUCUGAGGGUCCUGAAGCGGCAACUGAAGCCACGACGUCAUCUGGAGCUACGGCAGCAGCUACUGACGAAGCUACCCAGCCUACCAUCGUCUCUUCCAACCUCGAAGCGGAAGCUACGACGGAAAGAAAGAUCGAGGCGACGACUCCGUCAGAAUUUGUCGUCAGUGCCACGCCGAUUACCGUGGUGGAAUCGGGAGCCUCGACUUCAGAAUCCGUGACGGCUUCCACAUCGAUCUCGACGUCGUCUGAACCUGAAUCUCUCUCAACCGGUGCUCCAGUUGUCAUCCCUGCCGUCGUAGCCGAAGCUACAACUCCAGGAGUGGUUUCAAGCACCGUCUCGGACGUCACUUCUGAAGCCACGUCUUUGACGGAGGGUUCUGGAGCAGAACAAGCUGAAGAAGCUACGACAACAGUCGUUGUGGUGUCUUCGGAGAAGACCGUCGUUGAAUCGGAAGGACCACUGACAAACGAAACUGCUUCUACUUCUGAAGCUACGCCGUCAACUCCAGAUUCUGCACCUACAGUCGUCGCCACCAACCUUGCAGCAGCUUCUGAAACGACGACGUCAGCGAGUCCAGAAGUCACGGCAACGACGUCAGCAACUUCUGAAGCUACCACGCCUUCUGAAACCGUCAUCACUGCCAUACCAGUCGUCGCCGUGGAUUCUGGAGCGUCGACUUCGGAAUCAACGGUCACCACGACGAUCUCUGGAGCUGAAUCUACCGUAUCCCCAUCUACUGGCGAGCCCCUAGUCAUCACUGCCGUUGAAUCAACGACUCCUGAAGCGGCCACGACCACGGUGUCAGAAUCCAGUGGUGGAGAGGCAACAUCUUAUGAAGCUGCCACGACAGCCCUGACCGAGGGUUCUGGAGCGGAAGCCGAGGAAGCCGCGACGACGGCGACGGUCGUUGAGGUGUCUUCCGAGAAGACGGUGGUGUCUUCUGAAAGCCCUACUGAAGAGGUCACGACGCCUGUGGUUGAGCCUGAACAUUCUACAGCUAUCGCUUCAAACCUUGAAGCCACUGCAACGACGUCCGCCACUUCUGAAGCUAACGUCACGACGUCAGCCACCCCGGAAGCCACGACCCCAUCAGAAACCAUCAUCACUGCCUUCCCAAUCGUCGUCGUGAAUUCUGGAGCCACAUCAACCACCGAAGCUCCGGCCACGUCCUCGACCUCUGAGCCUGAGAUCGAUGCGUCUUCUGGAGCCCCGGUCGUCAUCACCGCUGUCGAGACCACCACUCCGGAAGUUGCUGAAACUACCGCUUCUGCCGUCGAGGGUUCGGGAGCUGAAGAAACGACGACCACCGUACUUGAAGCGUCAUCGGAGAAGACGGUAGUCACAGAAUCCAGCGGUGAAGUGCCGACACCACUUGUCGUCAGUAACGUUGAGGAGGAGCAGGUCACCACCACGCAGAAGGCUGAGGAGGAGGAGACGCUGAGCACGAGCAGCACAAGGAUCAGCCCAGUUGAUUCUACGGGACAACCUGAUCUUGAGCGUACUGAGGCUCCGACGACGACUGUUGAAUCACCGACUUCAGCGGCUCCAGAAGCCAGCAGUACCGUCGUUUCUGAAGAGAAGGAAUCGGCUACUGUCAUCUCUGUCGUGCCAAUCGCUACUGAAUCUGGAGCAACAACUGGAGCACCAGAAGAGGGGACAACUGUGGUCAGUACUGAAAAGGAAUCCGUGACCGUAGUGGCUGAGAAUCCGACAACUUCGGGUAGUGAGGUCGAGGCUAGUGGAGAAGAGCCAACGACAGUCGAAGAAGUUGCGACUACGGUAGCCAGCGUGGAACCUUCCACUACGCUUCAAACAACACCCGAAGGUACGGUAGCUCCAGAGGCUAGCAGCAUCGUCGUUUCAGAAGAGAAGGAAUCGGCUACUGUAAUUUCUGUCAUCCCUAUUGCUACUGAAUCAGGAACAUCAACUGGAGCGCCAGAAGAGGGUACAACCGUCGUUAGUACUCAAAAGGAAUCCGUGACGGUGGUUGCCGAGAAUCCGACAACGUCUGGAAGUGAGGUCGAGGGUAGUGGAGAAGAGCCAACGACUGUUGAACAAGUAUCGACUACGGUAGCCACGCCAAACUCCACUGAAUCUCAAGAAGUUGCGGGUGCUACCAUCGUUCCAAUCGUAUCAGAAUCCUCGAAUGCGACGUCAACAGCUUCUGAAGCCACCACCGAGCAGCCAGCCUUUGUCACGGAAGCUGAAUCCACGACCGAAGCCACCACCGUCAAGACCUUCAAGGAAAUCGCCGCCGAUCUGGCAGCCGCAGCUGCUAGUCAGGUUGUUAAUGACACUGAAGGAAGUGGAGCAUCCGAGGGACUGACGUCUUCUACGGUCAUCCCAAUCGAACAAGGGCCUCUUGAUCGCUUGGCGGCUGACUUGCAAAACCUCGUGCACCAAGCUGAGGAGAUUCUGGAGGUGAACGGCACGAUUCCGGAGAAAACUGAGGGACAGCAAGCACUUGCUGAAGAGGGAUCUGGGGCUGAAGCGGAAACGACGACGUUAGUGUCCGACACGUCUUCUGGAGCUACUGUAACUGCUGCUGAAGCGGAGUCCACCACGACCUUAGCUUCUGAAGAUGUUGGAUCAUCUACCGUAACGCCCGUUGAGGCUACGAGUGAGGCUCAGGCCUCGACUUCUGAAGCUCCAGCUCAUCUACUGCCUCUUGUUGUUCCCGUCGAGUCGAGCACGGUUGUGGCAACUGAUGGACCAACAACAGUAGAACCAGUUGAAGCAACGACCGUACUGAGGACUGGAGCGGAAUCUGAUGCUGAGGUGACGACAGUUGGAGCUGUGAAAGCCACCGGAGCUACAGUAACUGCUGCCGAAGCCGAAGCCACGACAGCAGCUUCAUCUGGAGCGGCAGUCGUAGCCACAGAAGCCGAGCCCACGACCCUGGCCACAAUUCUGGAGAGCUCCAGCAAGAAGCAGAUCAUUGAAGGGGACAAGUCAACGAUCGCCUCGAUCUCUGAAUCCUCGAGCCAAGUCACAGUCGUUGAAGGAAGCGGUCAAGAAGCCGAAACUCCUGCUCCAGAAACUCCGACCACGACAUCUAGCGAGACUUCUGAAGCCACCCCUCAAGUCGAAGGAGCAACCAUCGUCCCUCAAGAAGCGGUAACUGAAGGUAGCGGAGUAGUGAGCACGACAAUGCCAAGCCUGGAGACGACAACCGAGGAAAAGCCGCUCGGGCAACUCGCUGCCGACUUGGCUUCAGCCGUCGCGACAAAACUUGGGCUUGACGAGACGACAACUCAGAAGAUCGUUGUCGAGGAGAAGAACGAGACGAUCAUCGAGGGAAGUGGCGGUGUUGUGGAAGCUGUGCACGAUGCCGAGGCGACAACUGUCAAAGUGAUUUCAGCAAGUACAGAAGAGCUUCUGACGUCUUCUGAUGCUGCUGUACCAGUAGCGUCUGAAGGACAUGAGGGACCCGCUGCUGAGGCUACAACAACUUCUGCAGUUGAAACUACGAACGUAGAAGAGACCACAACCACUACUGGAGCCCCACUCCUACCCCUCGUCGUCCCGGUCGAUACCUCAUCUACAGCAGCUCCUGGAGAAGUUGAGAACAUCGUCUCUUCUACGGUCAUCAGCCGAGAUGGUGCUCAAGCCACUGAAGCUUCUCAACCUGGCGUCGAAGAAGCCAGUGGAGAAACUGUGGUGCCAGUUGGAGCCGAGAUCACGACUACUGAAGCUCCUGCCACAUCCGGAGCCACUGUAACUGCUGCUGAACCUGUAGCCACCACGGCGUUGACUUCUGAAGGCGCUGGAUCAUCUACCGUAACACCUGUUGAGGCUACGAGUGGAGCUCAACCUUCGACCUCUGAAGCUCCAGCUCAUCUACUGCCUCUAGUUGUUCCCGUCGAGUCGAGCACCGUAGUUGCGUUUGACGGAUCGACUACCGUAGUACCAGAUGAGGCAACGACCGUACUGAGGUCCGGAGCGGAAUCUGAUGCUGAGGUGACGACCGUUGGAGCUGUUGAAGCCACGGGAGAUACAGUAACUGCUGCUGAAGCUGAAGCCACGACCGCUGCUUCGUCUGGAGCAAAAGUCGUAGCCACAGAAGCCGAACCCACGACCCUGGCCACAAUUCUGGAGAGCUCCAGCAAGAAGCAGAUCAUCAAGGGGGAACAGACAACGAUCGCCACGAUCUCCGAAUCCUCCAGCCAGGCCACAAUGGUUGAAGGAAGCGGUCAAGAAGCCGAAACUGCUGCUCCGGAAUCUCCUACCACUGCUGAGCCCAUGCCGGCCUUCGUCACCGAUUCUGGAGUCGAUGAGGAGGAAACUACGACGGUUCCCACCUCGUCUACUGCUGCCGAAGAAGUGCAAAGCUCCAGUUUGACGCCAGAUGGCUCGGAAGCCAUUACUCAGGUUCCGGAAGUUACCACAGUGCUGGUUGCCAAGAACGAGACGUCGGUCAAAACGGAAGUUGUCGAAGGAAGCGGGCAAGAAGAUGAAGUCGCAACCACCACCGACUCGAAGCCGCUUGGGCAGCUUGCCGCCGAUCUGGCGGCCGCUGCGGCGAACUUGUUGAAGACCGAGGAGGAGAACGCGACGACAGUGCACCCAAUGGAAGAGCCAGCUACGGUCUCUCAAGCACCAACAGUAGAGGGUAGCGGUCAGGAAGUUCAGGAGAAGAACGAGACGACCGUGGUUACAGAAACGACGAGCCAGAAGCCGCUUGGAGAUGAAGAGGUCCUCACAGCGAUUCCGGAGAAGACGGAAGGAGAGAACGCACUUGCUGCUGACGCCGGAACUACUCCCGAACCCGCAGCAUCCACAAUAGCUGCCAUCGUUCCUGUCAUCGUCCCUGUUGAGGGCCAGAAGACCGCUCCUCAAGCGACGACCAUAGCUCCAGAAUCUACGACCGUCGCCCUGGGAACGGUUGAAAAAGCCAGUGGAGAGACGGUGGUACUCGGUGAAGUUGUGACGACAACUACUGAAGCGCCUGCCACCUCUGGAGGUACUGUAACUGCUGCUGACGCUGAAGCUACUACAACUGUCACUUCUGAAGCUGUUGCAUCAUCUACCGUAACACCUGUUGAGGCCACGAGUGAAGCUCAACCUUCGACUUCGGAAGCUCCAGCUCACCUACUGCCCCUUGUUGUGCCCGUCGAGUCGAGCACCGUAGUGGCGUCUGAUGGCUCAACGACUGUUGUACCAGAUGAGGCAACGACGGUACUGAGGACUGGAGCGGAAUCUGAUGCUGAGGUGACGACCGUUGGAGAUGUGAAAGCCGCCGGAGCUACAGUAACUGCUGCCGAAGCAGAAGCCACGACCGCAGCUUCAUCUGGAGCUACCGUCGUAGCCACAGAUGCCGAGCCCACGACCCUGGCCACAAUUCUGGAGAGCUCCAGCAAGAAGCAGAUCAUUGAAGGAGAAGAGACAACGAUUUCUACAAUUUCUGAAUCCUCGAGUCAGGCUACAGUCGUUGAAGGAAGCGGUCAAGAAGCCGAAACUGCCGCUUCAGAAUCUCCCACAACGACUAUGAGCACCACCAUCGAGAAAAACGAGACGGUAGUCCAGGCGGGCACCAUCGAACCCCCAGUAGUGGAGGGAAGUGGCAUGGAGGUCGAGCAGAAGAACGUCAGCUUUGUCACCGGAGGCCCGGAAUCGGAUGAGGAGCUGCUCGUGACGUCAUCAGCGCCAAGGACAGAGGGUCAAGAAGGUGUCGGGGAGGAGGGGACUACGGAAGCGAGCACGACGGAGGGAGAACCAACUAUCGUUCCUGUUGUCGUUCCACUUGAUGGUUCCACGACCUUGGCUUCUGAUUCUGGUGUACCCUCUACGACAGCACUCCCGGAAGCUACGACUUCUGAAGGGCUACCAACUAUUGUACCGAUUGUUGUGCCUCUGGACGGCUCCAAGACCUCGGCUUCUGAUUCUGACGUAACGACUUCGACAGCACUUCCGGAAGCCACAACCUCUGAAGGCCUUCCAACCAUCGUCCCUGUCGUCGUUUCACUGAACGGCUCAAAGACCUCGGCUUCUGAUUCUGGCCUAACCACGACAACUGCACUUCCGGAAGCCACAACUUCUGAAGGUCUUCCAACCAUCGUCCCUGUCGUUGUCCCGCUCGAAGGCUCAAACGCCAACCUCGAAACCUCAGAGGUCAAGGCUGAAAAUGCCUCAACGACGACUCCAAGCAGUUCAGUCAAUGAUAACACCGUAGCGCCAGAAGCGGAAGCAUCUACCGUACUCGCCCAACAAGAAGAAUCGGCGACCACCGUCGCCAAGACGAGCACCGAGAAACCCGAACUCACCCCCGACCUGAUGCCCAUCGUCCCGGUCCCGGUCCAUGUCGAGGGUAGUGGAACGGAGGCUGAGAAGAGCCCGGCUGGGGAAGCGGAAACGACUGAAGCUACGUCCACCACGACCGUCAAUGCCGUUACAGUACAGUGUUCAAUGACGACGAAACCUCGACCAUCCUAUGAGUGCACCAAGGAGGUAGCCGUCCUCACCCAAGGAAUCCUGCCCGUCACCCUCGAAUGCGUCCAGUGUGGAUUG
Mesorhabditis spiculigera is the source of this 8733-nucleotide messenger RNA. NCBI's taxonomy places the organism in Eukaryota, Metazoa, Nematoda, Chromadorea, Rhabditida, Rhabditidae. The record is from the annotation of a GenBank genome assembly.